AUGGAGCGACCGGCGGAGGAGGUGGCGGGGGCGAUCCACCGGAUCGUGCAGAAUGCGGACCUGCCGCUGCAGGCCGCCACCAUCCGCCGCGUCUUCGCGCCCUCCGCGCUGCUAAAUCAGCCGCUGCUCGCGUGCCGCUCCGCCGCUGCAAUUGAAAACCUCCUCUGGCUGCGUAGCGUCACGGCAAUCUAUUGGUACUUCACCGUCGCUGACGUCAUCUACGACGUCACGCGCCCGGAUCGCCUGGCGGUGCGCGGCACGCUGUGCGUGCGGCCGUGGCUCGCGCCGCUCACCACGCGCCAGCUGCACAUGGUGGCCGUGCUGCGCCUCGAGCCGCACGAGGAGCGCGUCGCGUCUGACGACGAUAGCGACGUCUCCCCAGCGCUGUCUAGAGCGGGUGGGGCCAUUGGCAGCGGCAGCGGCAGUGUCAGUGGCAGGGAGAAGGGCGGCGUCAAUGCUAGCGGCGGCGGCGGCGGCGGCAGCGGGAGGCGGGUGGUGUGGCGCAUCGCGGAGCAGAGCAAUUUCUUCGAGGUGGACCCGCUCGUGGCGGAGGUGCCCCUCAUCGGCGCGCUCUACGCCUGGUCCGCGCGCCUCGCAUUUCUCCCCACUGUGUUGUCGCACGCCAUGACCGCCGGCAAUGCCGUCUACCGGAUGGGGCUGCCCGGGAUCUGGGUGGCAUCUGCUGUCCUGUCUGGCGUGCGACAGGCUGUCACGAGCGUCCUGCAUGUGGUGUUCUGGGUGCCCAAAGGACGAUAG
Molecule: messenger RNA, 756 nt
Organism: Closterium sp. Naga37s-1
Lineage: Eukaryota; Viridiplantae; Streptophyta; Zygnematophyceae; Desmidiales; Closteriaceae
Source: the annotation of a GenBank genome assembly